ACAACUAGAGAAGCGCGGGAAUCCUCUCUUUUUUUUCUGCCAACUCCACAAGAUCAGUUUUAUAGUGAAGAGUGAUCUCACCAUAUGCGCUGUGGUGGGACUCAGCGUGCCACUACAACAUGCACACAACGACUGCAGCUCCGCUCUUCCCAGAACACCAAACCUGAGGAUACAGGACUUUAUUCAAGAUCGACAGCGGGAUAAUCUGUAAGUUACGCCUCCCUUUUUUUUAAUCUUUUGUGGAGACCUGGGGGGGUUUGGUGCAGGGGACUCGAAGGAUACUGCUGCCUGUUGGUGCACAUAGACGCGCGGGUCCUUGUUGGAUUCAGUCUGCAGUCCACUUACCACCAACUGCAUUGCCACACAGCCGUGGGAAGAGAAUGUGUGUAUUAUGAAACUCUGCGCCCGCCUGGAGCUUUUCUUCUCAACUCUUUGUGGAUCAUCGCGCUUACGUCCGCAUGUGGAGUGCAGAUCAUCACUCUUUGAAACAACUACAAUGUGGUGCGCAAAGUAAAGUGGAGGAAAUGUUGCAUCCGCGCGCAGUGGACGGGCAGGACUGUGACUUCCAGAGCGUGCCCGCCGACCCGUGAACGCCGCACUCGAUGUGGAGCUUGUCGCUGUCCGACGCGCGUGUGGUGCUGAAAUUUGGAUGAUGCCCAGCCUGCGACUGCAGGGCUGCCGCUCCCUGCACCUGAACGAGGACAACGGCCGCUUCAUCCUGCUCGCCGUGCUCAUCCUGGUGUACCUGCUGUGCGGCGCUGCGGUCUUCUCGGCCAUAGAGAGGCCCUCGGAGCUGCGGGCUCACGGCCGCUGGAACGGGACGCUCCUCAACUUUAGUGAGACCUUCAACAUCAGCCUGCAGGAGCUCAACUCUUUCCUGCGGGAGUACGAGGCCGCCAUAGCCGCCGGGAUCCGGGCUGACGCUCUGAGACCGAGAUGGGAUUUUACUGGAGCUUUUUAUUUUGUUGGAACUGUGGUGUCGACUAUAGGGUUUGGGAUGACGACGCCUGUGACAAUUGCAGGGAAAGUGUUCCUAAUUUUUUAUGGACUUCUGGGCUGUGCUGCCACUAUCCUCUUCUUUAACCUUUUCUUGGAGCGCAUCAUCACUCUGCUGGCUGUAGUGAUGAAGGCCGUGAGGGAGAGGAGAAUCAGGAACAGCGGUCUCCUUCCGCCGGGGAUCCGACAUGACUUCUCAGCCUACUCUCUCCCGGGAUGGAAGCCCUCCGUCUAUCACGUGAUGCUGAUUCUGGGACUGUCGGCCAUUACCAUUUCCUGCUGUGCGUCGGCCAUGUACAGCCCAGUGGAGGGCUGGGCCUACUUAGACUCACUCUACUUCUGCUUCGUCACCUUCAGCACCAUUGGCUUCGGAGACUUUGUCAGCAGCCAGAGCGCCGCUUACGAAUACCAAAGCCUCUACAGGGUGGCUAACUUCUUCUUCAUGUUAAUGGGUGUCUGCUGCAUCUACUCACUCUUCAACGUCAUUUCCAUCGUCAUUAAGCAGGUGCUCAACUGGAUGCUGGAGAAAAUGAGCUGUUUGUUUUGUCAACGUUGCAAUAAGGCCAACGCCUUCCUAGGGAGGCGAAAUGCCAUCCGCCCGGGCUCCAGGGGUCGCAAGGGUCGCUUCAACCAUCAGCCAGAAUCAGACGGGCCUUGCGAUAGUGACACUGAGGGACGGAGACUAUCAGGGGAAAUGAUCUCCAUGAAGGACCUGGCAGCAUCAAACAAGGUGUCUCUGGCGAUCAUGCAGAAGCAGCUGUCUGAGUCUGCCAAUGGAUACCCCAGAACGGUCUGCGGCAGCUCCCGCCAUAAUGGUUUCUCUGGGGGAGUCGGGGCGCUCGGCAUCAUGAACAACAGACUGGCAGAGACGAGUAACUCCAGGUAGAACGCAUAGAGAGGCUGAAAACAAAUCAUUCACGCUCCUCUCAAGCCUCACUACAGAAGUUUGACAUGCUAAUGAAAGGAUAACUUGUUAUGCAUGAGAUAUAUCGUUUUUACUCCUCACUGGGAUUACAAACCUGCGGUGAGGAUGGCGGCAUGAAGAGAGAAUCACAGAGCUGAUCUUAAAGCAUGGUGACCAUAUUCUAGACCUAAAGCCCUGAAAUAAAACAAGUCACUAAAGAGCUUGGCUGGAAUCCUUUGGUGCAGUCAGUCAGCUCAUCAGAUGUUUUAUGGCUGAAUCAUUGAGCUGAACAGAAGCCAAGUGAAGCAAACUGCACAGUUUUUACUGUCUUGGGGUGUUGCCAGGUCAUUUGAAUGUACAUAUUGGAUGCUGACGAAAACAAGUAUAACCACUGAAUGAUAUAGCACAUACUGAUCUAUGCAUUACACUUCUCAUGCAUUUUUGCACCAUUUCUCAACCUUCCAUAUUUUUCUCUCCUACCACAUCCUUUUGGUGAUGAUUGAUUUCUUUUCCGGGGGCCAACAGUGAAAAGUGGACUUUCACCGCAUGGCCGUGAUGUAGCUGAUUAAAACAGGGUUGUAGCAUAGGAUGCCUUUCUAUUGCUACACCAACAGGAUACAAAGGGUCAUUUCCUCUCUCCUCAGAUGGAAGAAAGGCAAAAGUUGAAGAAUGAAAAUCUAUUUCAUGUUAGAGAGGGACUGGCUUUCUUAUCAGCUAUAGGCACAUGUUUGAGUGGCCACAGACAUCGACUUGUCGGGUAAAAGAAGGCACCAUCCAAAUCUUUCUUGCUCUCUGCCAUAUGUGUUAGUCUUAACAGUGAGGAUAAUAAAGAGUUUUAGUGUUUAAGUAGUUAUUGAUGGCAAUAUCUUAAAAGUAUUUGCAAAACAAAAUAAAUGAGAAAACAUACCGAGCAUAAGUUGAAGAUGCUGAGGAGAUACAUUCAAGUGCAAAAGCUUGGUCAUAAAUUUGUUUCUGAUUUCAAAAAUUGUCAGAUUCAGUGCCUUGCAAAUGUACUCUUACCGCACUAAAAGUUUAUUAUAGUACAACCACAAACUUCAAUGUAUUUUGUAGGAAUUUUAUGUGACUGACCACAGCAGUGCAUACCUGCAAAGUGCAAGGAAAUUUUUUCAAAUGAAAACUGUUCAGUUCCCUUUAUUCUACCAGGUCAGGAAUAAAGUUAUGAAGAAGUUUAAAGCACUGAUAGAUUAUAAAUCAUAGGAAGCUCUAUUCUAAUCCAUCAUCUGAAAGUUGGAAUUAAUAUUAAUCGAGGAGAGCAUUAAUUGGAAAAGCGGCCAAGACAUCCGUGGUAACUCUUGAGGAGAAUCUGUUCACAAGACAACUAUCAGCUGUGCCCUUUAGAAAUCUAGUCUUUUUGUUUGAAUAGCAAGAGAAAACUUUCUGGAAGAAAAUCUGAAAUAAAUCCUGUUUGCAGUUUGCCAAAAGUAAGACACCAAACAUCUAAAACAAACCUCUGCAACUCCACUUCUCAAGAGCCACUGCUCUGCAACUUUUGAAUACAUUCCUGCUCCAAAACACCUGAAUCAAAAGGCUAAAAUAUAUCCUUGGUAUGUCAGAAAGUUUAGCAAAAACUAAACUCUAAACUCUAAUGACUCUAAUCAUUCUAGUGAAUGAUUAGAGUCACUAAUCAUUCAUUUUAUUCUGGUUUAUUGCAGCAGGGAUGUUGUGGCAUUCGAAGACAGUGCUGCGGUGAGAUGAGACCAAGAUUUAGCUUUUUGGCCUUUAAGCAAAAUGUGCUUAAAUGUGAGACUUAUCCUCGUAAAUAUGGUAUCUCAUGGUGAUACAUGGUGGUGGCAGUAUCAUGCUGUGAAGAUUUUUUCCUUAAGCAGGUACAGGCAAGAUGGAGAUAAAACCAGGGCAAACCUGGAAGUAAACUUGUGAAAGGCAGCAAAACAAGCGAGACAGCUUCACUUUGCAGCAGGACAAAUUUAAACAUACAAUAAGAUUGCUUAGAUCAAAUCAUAUGCAUGUCUUACAGUGACCUAGUCAAAGCCCAGUAUUCUUCAUGAGUCAGAAGAAAUAUAGAACAAUGUAAUUUUCCUACACUUUCACUAAUGCACUGCUUUGUGUUGGUGCUAAGUCUAAAAUCUGCACAAAGAUCAAUAACCUUUGUGCUUUUAAUUUGAAAACAGUUUUAAGGGAUGUGAAUAUUUUUGCAAGACAUUGUACAAAUUAGAAAAAUACCUACCUUAAUUUAUUUGAGGUGAAGGAUCACUUCAGAGGUUGUCAGCUAAUAUAAAAGUCACAUAAAAAACUGAGGAAAUCUUAAGUACUUUUAGAAAAGACUCAGCUGGUUGAAAAAUCACAAAGUAUUCAAAACCAGUGAACCUGGAGCAGAUAAAAGAGAGACAGCGGAGCAUCUCCAGGCAGCAGAGUCUUUCUGUUUUGUGAUUUAAAUAAGAACCGAUGGCCAACACAGAGGCUGAAGGAAGAAAACCUUCUCAAAGAAGUAUUCACACAUGACAAAAAUUUGCAUUCAACUUCAAAUCUUCCAGUAGAUCCAGCAGACUGAGUGGUGUUGUUGCAACUUUUACAGUCCAGCCACACUCUCGUAAAUAUUACAGCUUUGCAAGACAUAUUAAAGAUAGAUUCUCAUUCUUGAUGUUUUAUGUUCACUUCUCUUUAGAGGGACACCUACAGAUUUUUGAUGAUGUUUAGCUUGGGGACUCAGCAUCUCUCUAAGAAAAGGUUACCUGCAGCAAAGUCCCCAAAGCAGGAUCGAUGCAUGCCCACUACCAGGAGCCAGAUGUUUUAUGAAUACCUGCGUUCUUUAUUCUACGGACAAACCUUUGUUUGCCAUAAUUUAAAUCUGAAGCUUUAUUCUUACUGCUCAUGAAAACUAAUUUCAUUUGCUUCAGGAAAAAAAAAUCACCUUAUUGUGAAGGUGCUGUUGGAUAACAUUGAGUCCUCUAUACAGUCUGGCUUUGAAAUUCUUGUUUCUAUGAGAUAUUUAUGUGUUAGAGAUAUGAAGCCAUGCGAUGUUUGAUGUUCGGAAACAUCGACUCAACAGAGGAGGACACAUUUAUAGCUGAACUGUGUUGGUGACAGUGAUGUGGGUAACAGGGGGGGGAGAAGGCAGCAGAAAGUUGCGGCGGCAUUAAUCGACCCCUUCCAGAUCCAGAUUCGUGCUCAAUGCAAAUUUACGGCCACGGGUUCACCCACUGCCGCCAUCUAUCUUCAACAUCUAACGUCCUUCAAUGAACUUUGCGGGGGUUUUUUCUUUCCUGUGUUUCUCCAUCAUCUCUCCUUUGACUUUGCAUGCACUGAAGCAAACCCCUUCCUGCUUUCUUUUCUUUGCAGAUCUGCUGCUCCUGCUCUUACACUGUGAAUAACAGGCAUGUCAUAAAUGUAUAUAUGUAAAGAACUGGAAUGUCUUUUAAAGACCGUUCACAAUAGGGUGUGGACUGAAUUCGCAGCUCUGAGUUUUAGUGCAUAGAUCGGAAUAAUUUCCUUUGCUCCCUAUAGUCUCAACCAAGAGGAAUAGAGAAAAUGACUCAGGUAGUUAAAUUUUCAGGCCUGGCUUUGUUGUUUUUUUUUCUGCAUGCCAUUAUGGUAAAGCCAUAGCUGUAUAUAAAACAGAGUACUGUUUCAAAUCUAUUUUUCUACAUAUAGCUCAAAUAUCUACAUAUGGAACAAAGUCUCUGCUUCAACUUGUCUGUCAUACAGUCACUAAGCAGAAAAAUGGAAUAAAAGAACCAGAAUUUGUCCAUCCUGCAAAAGCACGAAUACGAGAAAAGAAUGAAAGCAAAACAUUUCAAAAUUUACAGAAUUUGUUACGUUUGUUACUGUUUUUCAUUGGAACAAGUUUAUAUUUUAUAUUUCCCCAAAAAACAGACUAAUGUUGAGGUGGAGAUGUGUUAAAGCUUACAGCAGCACUACAGCAAUGAACUUACACACCCCUAAAAUGUUUUAGCAGUCAUAUGAAUUCUGUAUUCUGUACCAAAUUACACAUUGAAUCUAGUGAUACUUUCCCUGGUGUAAUUUGUCUCCAAGGGUUAGAAGGAGUUGAAUUGCUGACACCUCUUUAAAACAAUCAAUACAAAAUAAAUAAUGUUAUAUAUAAAUCUUCACCUUUCCUCUAAGAACUAAGGUUAAAGUGGCAGAGGUUUCAUUACUUUCUUCAACAGUACAUCUAUAUAAUCAGCUGCUGUGUAUCCAUAACCUUACUCUCUAAAAGGAUGACAUUCUUUAGCAUUUUGUGCCCUCAGAUCAUACUACACAUGACUGAAAAAGAUACUACUUUGAAUUAUUUCUUGAAUAUAGGCCACUGCUCUACUGAAGAUGCUGUUUAAAUAAAUAUGAUCAUGUUUUAAUCUGUAUUUUUCCUGAAACUGAAACACGUCAAGCUUUUAAAGAUACAAGCAGUGGCACUCAGAUAUUUGUAUAGACUCAUCAUGAUAUGACUACAGCGGUUUAAUGAUUUUUAUUGUCAACAAAAAACACAAAAAUGCACCUUAGAUGAUUUUUAAAAGCAGGAAAUUUACUUUGAACUUAUUGUGGAUUUUCUGUAAUACACACAGUAAAAAGAAUUUUAAUAGAUGCUUGAAUAUAUACACAUUAACCCCACUAAUCAAAAAUGUUUUUGCAAUCAUCAACCAGGUCCUGGUGUAAUUUUGGCUAAAUAUUUGACCAUUUUUCUUCUCAAAAGUGGUAGCACUCAUUUAAAAUGGUUACCUUCAUGACAUAAAUUUGACUUUUAAGCAAAACCCUGAAGAUUUUUAAUUUGUUUGAAGUUGGGCCGGUUCCAGAAACUUAAAUGUUAGCAUGCUACAUCCUUUCCAAAAGCAGCUUGAGGAUUUAAAGGGACGUAUUGUGCAAAAUGUACAUAUAUUUUCCACAAAAAAGCAAUUUUCUACUGCUUCAAAAAAACAACAACAUAAGAGCUUAAAAAUCCCACACAGUCAGUUUUGGGCAAUAAAUUGAUGUAUUUUGGGAUCUAGAAAAUAAGACAUUUCAAAGACUGUGUUCAGACUGCAGCCUGACAUGACCCAAUUCCAAUUUUUUUGUCGUAAUGCGACCUGUAUCUGAUCUUUUCAUGACAGUCUGAACAACAAGGGUCAGAUUUUUUUUCCUGAAUGCGACCCAGGCCAUUUGGAUAUCCGAUACGUAUCUGAUUCAAAUGUGAUCUAAAGUCCAGUUCGCAUUCAUCCAACCUGAACCUCAUUGAAACUUGACAAACGUCAUACUGAUACUCGCAAGCGAGAAGAAAAACAACAACCAUGGAGGUCCAUAAUCAGGAUAAAGUUGUUAAAGUGCUGCCUCCAGUUGGCCAACCACUUCAAAAUCGUAAGCUGUCCUCCACCUCCAUGUUUACUUCCACAAACACUGAUUACGUGUGAAGUUACUGCGCCCUCUACUGCGCAAUGCGGGACACUUUCAACUUGUCUGCAGUUCACACUUUAGAACACAUAUAGGUCACAUAUAUUUGGAAGUGUGAACGACCACAGCAAAAAAAAAAUAAAAAAUAAAAAUCUGAUUUGAUAAAAAAUUGGAAUAGGGUCACUUCAGGCUACAGUGUGAAUGUAGCCAAAAACCUAUGGAAUGUAACGUUACAAAUCACUGGCAUUACCUAGCAACCCCAGUGAAGCCCAGUCCGUUGCCUAGCAACCCCAAAAGCUCCAGGACAUUUGGUCAGCAGAGAGAUCUUAUUAUCUCAGAAAGAUUUUGUGCAAGAAAAUAUAAUGAACAUGUUCCGUGUUGCCCACAGACCUGUUCUAACCUGUUCCAGGGAGCAUAAUUGCUCACCUUUAAGUUGUUAUUGAUUAAUUUGGAGGUGAUCUAGCAGCACUGAAACACUAAAACAGACACUCAGGAUGAUGCAGCCACAACCUUGCAUAUGUUCUCAAGUUUGAAAACCUCAGCUUUCGCACUCCAAGCUUUCUUCUUGCCACUGUGGUCAAACAGCCCAAACUUUGUUUCAGAUGACCAUAAAUCAUUUAUCUACCUGGAUAGCUUUUGUGAUUCAUCUAAACAUUAAUAAGGUUCAUUUAUCCAAGGAUAAUGGGGUGUGUGUAUAUAUUUUUAGGCUGUAUUUAAAAUUCAAAUCCUGUAUGGCUUUAAAAAAGAAAAGCCAUACAGAAUAAUUUAAAUUUUGAUUAUUCUUUUGUGUAGCAAUUCCACCUAAAAAAAAAAGAACUGUUCAAAUCAAUCAACAGAGGCUUGAAAUUAAAAUGUCAUUCAGGUCUAUGGUGAGUGUAUAUAGACUUCUGGCUGAUGCUGUAGUCAUAUCAAGAGUAACAUUUGGUCACCUUAUAUGCAUGUGUGGCUUUAAAUCAAUUGCCUUACAGAAGUCAUUGCAUAUAACAAACACUUUUCUUUUUUAUGACAAGCAGAGCUUGUGCAAGUCGUACCUCACAAUCCUUUUGCAGUUUGCAAAAUUGAUUUCCAUUGAUUACAAUGGUUCUAAUGGCCCUGCUGUUCACUGUAUCUUCUGUGAGAGAAAACGGUUGGUCUUUAAGAGUCAUUUGUGUUUGGCUGCAACAGGAACGCUUCUGAAUUUGGAUAUCAAUGUGUUUGCAUUUUAAUUAAUUUAUUCAGGUUCUCAAUAAACCCUAUAAUUAAAGCGAGACGAUGCAAAAUUCAAAAGUGGGAGCCGCAACUUGCCGCACAACAAAACAUGCCCUGGUGGCAGUGCUGCAUGAGUUGAAGCAAAGUUUUCAGUGUUAAUUCAGGCUUGUACUGUUGGAAAUGAUCACUGACACUGUUUAUUUCCUGUAAACACAUAUUGCGCUGUAUUCACACGGCUCCGUAGGCAGCGGCUCUUCAUUAAAAUGUCAUGCUUCCGUGGCAAGUACGAUAAUAAAACAAUUAGCUUGACAUGGAAAAAAAGGCUGGAGAUGCUGUUAGUAUGUAAUUUGUUGACAGAGCGGUUGACAGAGUGGUGGCAGAAUUAUCUUUUAUUUAGCAUUUCCCUCCAUAAUCACAGUGUGAUGCAUAACAAUUUGCUCUCUUGGAUUUCAGCGAAGAAAGAGCGUGCUAGCUUCUUAGUGCUCAUGACAUUAAGUUGGUUGAAAGUCAUAUCUGUUAGAUUUAUUCUCCACUGAACAUGGCUGCUCAAAACUUUAAACUUUAAUUUUCCAAAUUUAAAGGACAUUUGUGACUUUUUCCUUCUUCUUUUUCCCACAAAGGUAGAUGAUUUGGAGCCACACUCUUGAUUUAGAAACUCUGCCAUCUUACUUUAACCUGUGACUGUACUCACCUCAGCACCAUUUCAUACCUCAGUGUGUCUCAUGUUGCUUGCUUCAUGCUGUAACAUCCAGUUAAUGUAUGCAAAUUAAUUCAGUUUGCAAGUUGCACAUUUAUACAAAUGAUUGUACUUUUAUAUUUAUGUAACGGAAAAUGAAACCUAUAUGAGAUGAGAAAGGAGUUACAUUAAAUGAUAAUGAUACUGAC
Molecule: messenger RNA, 9310 nt
Organism: Xiphophorus couchianus (Monterrey platyfish)
Lineage: Eukaryota; Metazoa; Chordata; Actinopteri; Cyprinodontiformes; Poeciliidae
Gene: kcnk12
Product: potassium channel, subfamily K, member 12
Exons: 2
Coding region: 650-1882 (410 amino acids)
Biological process (GO): potassium ion transmembrane transport; stabilization of membrane potential
Cellular component (GO): plasma membrane
Molecular function (GO): outward rectifier potassium channel activity; potassium ion leak channel activity
Source: RefSeq, a predicted model, not a curated record